GCGCUCGCUCGCGGAGAGGAGCGAGAUCAAUCCAUUAGUUGUAAUGUUGUGGCUGAUUUAUUAUAGAGAAAUGCUAUCCGCAAGCUCAGGUUCGAAUUACGCCGAGCCUCUCAAGUUACCUGCCUGCCUGCCAGAGAAUCAACUUUCCUUGUGCUGUGAUGCUGUGUAGCCAUGAUGCCACCAGCAGCCAGCCGCAGCAGCCAUUCUUUCAUACCUCCUGCUCCCAAAUUAUCCGCCGCCGCUGCCGCCGCUGCGAGACACCGAAAUUCGGCCCAAACGCGCGCAAUAGAUAAUAUGCCAUGCACGCGGGACCGCAAGAUUUUCCGCCCGCCGCUUGACAUCCAAUCAGCAUCUCGAUUUGUCGCUGCCCGCGUUCAAACGAACCGCUGGAUUUUGGCUUGCCUUUUCUUCGUGGUGUCGGUGACGACCGUGGUAAGAAGUACGCUGAGACUGCGAUGAAUGAGCUGCUGGGCUGGUAUGGCUACGAAAAGGUGGACAGCACUGAGACACAGGGUCUGCAACUGCGGCAGUUCGGUCCGUCGGCCUCGCUGAUUGCCUCGCAGAAGCGGGCCAAAAUGCAACUGGAGGGCGGCCAGAGACGACAUGCCCUUAGCAGGCACCGGCAGAAGGCGGCGGCGGCCACAGCGCCCCCGCCACCACCAGCACCGCCUGACUCAACCGACUCGGAUGACGAAAUCGAUCCUGGCCGAGUUGAAACCCUCUCCACACAAUCCAAAGAACAAAGCCAAUCAGACAUGACGGUUUGUUCGUGGUGCCACCAGCUAGGUGCUCACAUUUUCGACAACACAACCGGCAAAGACUGCAAGGACCAGAGGGCCUUUUGCUCCGAGCAGUGCUUUUCGCAGUGCAGAAGAGCCACAUUCAAGAGAAACAAAGUCUGCGACUGGUGCAAGCACGUCCGACACUCGACAAACUACAUCGACUUUAAAGACAGCGAGUCGCAGCUGCAGUUUUGCAGCGAAAAGUGUUUGAACCAGUGCAAGAUGAGCAUCUUCUGCAAGGAGGCCCAGGCGCACCUGCAGUCGCAACUAGUCAGCCCGGACCCCUUGGCGCCGAGCAGCAGUGGCAACGGCACCCUCAUCACGCCCGAAUUGUGGCUCAAAGACUGCAAGAACAGCGACGACGACGCCUCGGGCUUUGCCGGCUCCGUGUCGCCAAAAUCAUCAAUCUCGUCACGCAGCAGCAACCGGUCCGUCAGUCCGACGCAGCUGCCGCCUCCACCAAUUGCCUCCACCUCCGCCACAUGCACCACGCCGUCCCCAAAAAAUUCUGCAAUGCCAGUCAAACACAAGUUGGCGGAUAGGGAGAAGAAGUACAAAGAAACGUCAGCCGCGCCACCCCCCGCCCCAUUUCCGAUGGGUGGCCUGCCCCCUGACCCCGCUGUCACGUUUCCCCUUCCCCCGCCACCCCGUUUCCCUGAACAGUUCUGCUUCCCGUCACUGCGACCUCCGUUCCCUCCCUUCCUGAGGCAUCCCUUUGGUUUGGGGGUGGGCCCAUUCGCGGGUGGUGGCCUCUCCAUGAGGUCCCCGAUGCCCCCAGUGACGGUGAUGCUGCCCUGUCCGAUCCCCUUGCCCAUUCCCAUCCCGAUACCCAUAAUCCUUCCCCUCUUCAACCUUCCGUCCAUUUCCCCUCCGCCGUCUCCUCGACCGGAGGUGGCUGUUGCUGCUGCAGCUGCUGAUCCUCCGACCGUGGCUAACAAGGAGGGAAUUGUAGAAGAGGAAGAAGACUCGCCGCCGGAGCCGUGUCCGCCCAAGAAAAAGAAGAAACAGAAAUCCGCGUGAAGGAUCGCGCCUCUGCUCUAAUUUUACUCUGGAAAUGUGUACUUCUGAUUUUUUGAUUAAAACGUGUAGAUCACUAAUUACUUUAUUGAUA
Cloeon dipterum is the source of this 1893-nucleotide messenger RNA. RefSeq names its product Sine oculis-binding protein (gene Sobp). The transcript has 5 exons. Gene Ontology annotation, biological process: animal organ development. Bases 456 to 1802 code for a protein of 448 amino acids. NCBI's taxonomy places the organism in Eukaryota, Metazoa, Arthropoda, Insecta, Ephemeroptera, Baetidae. Gene Ontology annotation, cellular component: nucleus. The record is from RefSeq and is a predicted model, not a curated record.